Molecule: messenger RNA, 3962 nt
Organism: Podarcis lilfordi (Lilford's wall lizard)
Lineage: Eukaryota; Metazoa; Chordata; Lepidosauria; Squamata; Lacertidae
Source: the annotation of a GenBank genome assembly
AUGUGCAUUACCCUGAGCUGUUAGCAGGACCAUCUGGCUCGCAUCCACAUAGGUGGGCAACCAUUUCUCACCUUUCCCUCCCUACCCACUGGAGACCCCUGCCCAGCAUUGCUGGCGGGGGUCCCACCCUACCUGACCCGCCACCCUUGCCCACCCCCAACCCUCCAUAUUGCCAGACACCCAGCCCUCUGAAGUAACACCUCCAGCCCCACCCCAUCCAACCCCAGGCAGUCAGGGGAUUAAAUACAUACGAAGCCUCCGGAAAUCUGAAGCAUCAAGUCAGGGGAUUCCCUCCAUUGACCAAGGUGAGUUUGUGCCCGCUCAGUCAACCUCUCAGCUUUGACACAAAGGGAAGGGUCUUGCUCAACUAAUGAGUGUUACCAGUGCAGCAAAGUUGGACGUUAUAGGAGAUUUUGCUCACAAGCCAACAAUGCUAACCCAAAGAAUUCAAAGAGGUGGCAAAAUUUUAUUCCCAGACGCCCACAAGAGCAUCCUCUGAGGGGCGAGGCACCUCAACGACAGACUAAUAAUUCUUACCAACCAAGAAGGAAGUGGGUGCCUUUGCCGCCUUUCUGCUGCCUCCAAAACCUUCUGGCAGCGAAAUAGGAGAAUACUGACAACUAAAUAGGAAUCCCAUCCACUCAGAACUCCUGUGUCCUGUCUUAACUCUCUCUGCCACUGACCUCAUGGGCAAAAUACACAUGGAUUGAUACUAGUACAAUUGCUGACUAGACACAGGGCUGCCGCAUCCGUCCCAGGCGCCCCCCAGCUGGUGGGCACUCGGGGGAUGUGAUGCCUCAAGUGCCCUGCAGGCCCAGCGCUGCCUGAUUUGGGGGGUGUGAGAGAGAGAAGGUGUUUUGUUUCAUUUUUACAGUUCUCCUGAUUUUUACUGCAUUCUAAAAGAUUGCCAAAUGGAUAUGCCUACCCUGAACCCAUGUUCAGUGCCUCCAUCAUCUGGGAAGGAACAGUCAAGAAACUUAGCCAGAGAUGCCUCCCUUUUCUCCAUCCCAACACAGCACACAUCUUUUGAGGACUGCAGUUUGAUUAGUGAGUUGCACAAAUCCAUAUUUCCAGGUGCUGACAUCUUAAAAGGAAUGGUAGCCAGACCAGUUUGGGGCCUGAAAAGCUUAUCUCUAGUGACGUGUAGGGCUUGAGCUGUGGUUUAUUGUUGGGGACGAACUGUGGUUUGGUGGGUAAAACAUACCUUUUGCAUCCAGAAGGGUUCCAGGGUCAAUCUCCUAGCAGAGCUUGAGAGAUGCAUUGCCAGUUGUGAAACCCUGGAGACAGUGGUAGUGGAGACACAUUGGUGUCCUGGUUUUGGAAGAACUUUAUCUCUCCCUGCCUUGUGCGCAAACUUUGACACGUCCUGCCUAUCUGUCAAAGUUGGCCUGCAGGGACUUGAGAAGAGAAGAACCAAACAAGCCAGACCUCCCUGCACAUCGGGACUUCCGGGUUGGCGCCAUCGCCGAAUGGCGGACUCCCUCCGAGCUCCGGAGGGAGUCUGCUCGGCAGGGGCUGGGUCCUACCGCGCCGGCGACGCGGGGACCCUUAAAAACCACGGGCACGGAGUCCGUGGACAUGGGUGACUCGGCUUGCACCAUGAGCACCCUCCCGACGCGUGACGGAGCCUUGUUAAGGCUUCGGAUCGGGUGCCGGGGAGCGGCGUGGUGCUUUGAGUCUUCUGCUUUCCCUGCCGAGCGCAGCCGCAUGCCAUUCGACGGAGAGCGCUGACUUCUUCCAUUGAAAAUUUGGACUAUUAACAACAACCCGUGAGUAAUUGGGAAAUCGGGUUUAAAAUUUCGGAUUUGGCACGAGCGGGGGCGAUUUAAAAAGGAAGUCAAUCCCCCCCCCUACUGUAAGCAUUCCAAAACAAGGACUGAGUAACCAAGGUCCAAAGGGAAGUAUAUUCUUGAUAAAAACCAUUAAUUUCACGAUGGGAAAUUAUAAGAACUGUGCUGGAGGAGAAGAGUGGAGGGUGAGAAGAAAAUGCAACCCCCCGGGAACCGGGGCGAUUCGUGGAGCCUGGUGAAGAGAGACGGAGACUUUGACAGCUGUCAAAGUGGCUGUCAAAGUUGGAGAAUAUAAAGAGGACUUUGUUAUGAGGACUUUGCCGGUUAAUUUUGCUACAAUUUGUUACAAUAUGGAUAUAAACUGUUGGAAAAUAAGCAACAAUUUGACUUUUGGAUUAGAGGAUACAAAGUUAUUACAAACCCCUAGAGGGGUUUCGGGAUAUUACAAGAACGGUCGUAAGUGGAAAAAUACUCUGGGAUUCGCACAGGACUUGUUAUCUUUGGGAAAGCUGCAAAACUGAAAUAGUAUUUUGUCUACAGAGGUAUUUACAUUAAAGGAGACAAUAGAAUUUUCUAUUGAAGAAAGGAAGGGACUGGACGUAAGUUUUUGUUCCUGAAUAACAAACCUCUGCAGAGAUAUCAGAUUUCUGAAUUAGAAAGUUUUAGCAGCUGAACAGGACAAGAAACCUGAGAAAGUGAGGAAAAGAAGAACAAAGGACUGAUUACGACACGGAAAGAACAACGGGAGGAGUGGUAAAGAUCAAGGAAAUUAAAGGCCUUUGUUAGAUUGGACACUUGAAGUUACAUAUUAUUAAUAAAUUAAAAGAAAACCGGCAAGAUGGAAUCGGGGAGAAAUUUGGUCAUGAAUUGAGACUUCCAAGCUGAUAAUGCACAGACUGAUGGAUAUGGGGAAUUCAAACCGGGGAAGGGGGGGGGGAGAUUUGAAAUCCAAAGGCUGUGUAACCAUCUUUUGAAUUUUUUUUAUAUCUUUUAUUUUUUAUUUUUUUUACAUAACUUAUGUAUGUCAUUUUAUUUUGAUUGGACGUGUUUAAAAAAAGGCAAUUCGUGGAAGGAACUGGGGUGGAUCUUGGGGAAAAUCUUUUUUCUUUUCUUGUUAAUGAUGUGGGACGGUGGUAAGAUUUGUACAAUUCAAUUUGGAUAGUGGGUUAAACAAAUUAAGCUUCAAAUUGGGAGUGAGAGCUUGUAGAAUUAAAUUAAGGAAAGGGGAAUACAGUCGGGGGGGGGGAGGGGGGGAGUCCCAGAAAGUAGGCAAUGAAAGUAAGGUUUUUAAAUAUCUUUUUUUCUUUUUCUUUUUUUCUUUGUAUUUUUAUAUUUCUGGAAACUUUAAUAAAUAUGAUUAAAAAAAAAAAAAAAACCUCCCUGCACAUCAGCUGAUGAAUGACAAGACUUGGUGUGUUCAGUCCUGCAGAAAGGAUUGAACUCUUCACCCAUCAGCUGAGUCCUGCUCUCCACAGGGCACAGCAGCUGUCAGGUGUAGGGCAAAUGGGCCCGGUUUGGGCAAAAUGACCUUGCUAGCCAAACUUUUUCCAUGCACUGGAGGUUCCCUUGUGUAGGCAUUGCUGAGCCAGGCAGGCCCCACAGAUUACCAUCAUUGUUUGGUAAUCAGGUCAAAAUGUUAGCAGGGUUAUUGUAAAUGCAGUAGUGUAAAGUAUUAUAGAUGUAGCAGGAGGAGAGAAAUAUGAAUAUGUGGGGAAAUUAGAAUACGCAGUCUUAAUGGAUAAAGAAAUAGAACCAUAGAAGGGGGAAGGGAAGUCAAGGAUUGAAUGUACGGUUAUAUUCAAUGAAAUGUAAAACGCUCUAAUGAAAAAUGAUAAAUACAGUUAUAAAAAGGGGGGAAUUGAAAGGCAUUUACUCCCCCCACCCCCAAAUAUAUAUCCUGAAGCGAUUGAUGCCAUUUUGGUGAAAAUUGAACCAGGAACUGAAGAACCUUCCCUUUGAGAAUAGGCAUUCAGGGUUUCUCGUUGUGAAAGACAAUUGUUGCUUCCAUUCCUUUCCGCAGGGCUUUUGUGGAAGACCAUCCUGGUGGGCUGCAUCUAACAUACUUAGGAAUAUAUUAUGAGCAGACGUUUGAGUUUUAUGCCCCAGUUUGAGGAGAAGGCCGAAAAGAUACCUUGUCAUCAUGUCCUUGCAGGUGUUUCCAAGGUGGAGUGA